Messenger RNA from Pecten maximus, 5011 nucleotides. RefSeq lists its product as uncharacterized. The transcript has 2 exons. NCBI's taxonomy places the organism in Eukaryota, Metazoa, Mollusca, Bivalvia, Pectinida, Pectinidae. Bases 1746 to 4985 code for a protein of 1079 amino acids. The record is from RefSeq and is a predicted model, not a curated record.
UGUCAGGUACUAAGUGUCAAUUAGCGACAGUUCGAUUAGAUGCGGGCGCGUCACGUCACGGUAAACCAGAUAGUUUUAUUGUCUGACCAAUACCUCUGAUCCGAUUGGCGGAGGUCAAGCUGACCAAUCAGAAUACAAAGUUCCUUCGGACAGCUUGCUUAGAUUGGUAGUGGACGUGGUCAAACUCUUCACUCAGAGCUUGGACGACGAAUAAACAACACCAAUCUUAAGCAGCUGUCUAUUUUAUAUUUCCAGGUAAGCAAAUUUAUAUUUCACUUUUAUUGUAAGUAUUUUCUACUAUAUGUACAUAUUCUUUUUUAAUCGAUUUGCAACAAUUUGCAAAUCUUGUUGAUUGUUAUUUUCUCUAUAAACAAUGUCUAAUUUGUGAUUUUGAAUAUAAAUUCAUUAUUCUGUAUUUCAUUUUUAUGUACAUGUAUUUCGUGUCGCAGUCAUCCUAACAAAAGAAAUUAUCGAGUACGAGUUUUUAAACGUUCUCAAAUUCAAGCAGUAUUACUUGCUUUUUGUACUAUUAACUCUAAGGUGGAUUUUCUAUUAUAGAAAUAAAUUUACCUUACGGUUAUAAUUAUUAAGGAACUGAAUAUUUGCGGUUCAGUAUUGUGUAACCAUUAUUCACAAACUUUUGAUAGAGUUAUCUCCCUUGUGAGAUCUCCGUACAAAGGAAUGGCUGCAGACAGUUGCGAAAUGCAUACUGAUCUUUUUAAAAACCAUAAUCUAUGGUUAGGUAUGAACUUCUCAUUGAGGUAAUUUUGUAGAAUAUUGAUUUAUGAUCUUUUUAUUGUCAUCAGACAUGUUAUGUCACUAUAUACUUGUCCCGAUCUUGUUAGGUGUUUACUUUUCAUGUUUUAACGGUACUUGUCAUUAAUUUCUAGUGCGCUCGAUUUGCACAUGAGUUAUAGUUAUGACAGAUUACUAAAUGAUCGUACUUGUAGAAUGUAUAUAUUUCUAGUUUAAUCCCGGAUUAGCCAUUCAUCAGGCUUUACAAUACAAAACCUCUUCUCAGAGUUAAUGUUGAUAUCAUAACUGAUAUUCUGUCAGGAAUAUUGGUAGGACCGGAAGUGAUCACCACAUACCGGAAGUAGUUAGAUUAAAGUGAAAGUAGAAGUUGUUAAUGUAAACAAAAGGUUCAAACCUUACUAUGUGGUCAACUUUAUUAAUUUGUUUUCUUUGUUAAUAAUUUUCAUUUGAAGAUUUUUAUUCGUCAGCUGUAAGUUGUAUUUCUGUAGUUGUAGUAUUCAAUAUCGAUUAUAAAUAAUAGAUUGGCUGAAUGUAUAUAUAUUAUUCCUAGGCAGUGUAACUUCUCAUAGCUGAGUUGAGUAGGUUUUACCAUAAGCUAAUUUUCCCCAUAUUCCCCAAGUCAAAUCAAAGUAUUCAGUAUAGUAUAUAUGUUCCUUAUAUACAGUAAAUCAUUAUAAUGUGUAUGUAGUUCAAUUUUAUAUGAUUGUAACUCUUUUAUUGACAACAGAUACUUAUAUUGUACUGCUAGGUCAAUAUCAAUUGUAAUGUAAUUUACCAAUAUACUGUAAUGUUACAUUGUAUAUCAAAUUAUUGUGUACUGUUAUAUCAUGUAACUCUUCACUCAGAGCUUGGACGACGAAUAAACAACACCAAUCUUAAGCAGCUGUCUAUUUUAUAUUUCCAGAAUACUCAAUACUCUUCAUCUUUCAACGAUACAAAAACAAACAAAAAAAAAAGUUAUGAAAACUUGGUGGAGAUCCUAAGACCCGAUGCCUGUAAACAAACCAAUCAACUACAGAAAUCUUAGAAGCCAGACCACAACUACAGAUCAGGAAUUACCAGACAACCAAGUGGAAUUAAAUGGUUCGAGAGAAAAUAUAGUGGAGGAAAUAGACAUUCAGCCUCAAGAGCAACCAGAAGAAAUCAUGACGCACAUUCAGAUUAGAAGGUAUGAUGGAACAGAGUCACCACAAAUAUGGUAUUCAAGCAUGGAGGCCUGGAUGAAAGUUCAGGGUUAUACAGAAUCAAAAAUGCUGAGUGCAUUGCCAUUAAUUCUAGAGGGUCCGGCUGCUCUCUGGCUACAAACACAGCCACAAGCCUCUACAGCAUCUCUUGCAGCAUUCAAAGUUGCAUUUUUCCAAAGGUUUGGAAUCAAAGACAAUGACAUGUCAUUCAUGUCACUAAAACAGGACACCACAGAAAGUGCUCUCGCCUUCAUUGAAAGGGCAGAAAAAACAGGACUGGGAGCAGCACUGCCCGAGUGUUAUAAAGUGAAAGCUGCUGUUCGCGGACUAAGCCCGAACCUCAGAAGCAGAGUGAUUGGUAAGGAACCAACAUCAUUUUUGGACCUAAGGAAGGCAGUUCAACUAGCUUCAGAGGAGUUAGACUGUUUUGAGUCACAAGAAGUCAAAAACAUUGAUUUUUUAACAGAAAGAUUCGCCCAGAUGUCAAGGAAUUUCUCUGAAACAAUAUUACAGCAAGUAAAUCAGUUGCAGCAUCAAAACCAAAAUCAGAAUCAACAACAGUGGAGACACAAACAUCAUCAGAGACAGGAACCACACAGAGAUCAACAAAGACAGUCAAACAGGAGCCAACAAAGACAAUGCCAGGGUUGUGGUGUGAAUAGUGUAUCUCAAAUGUGGACCUUUUUAGCUGUGAUGUUCCUCUGCAUUCCCUUAGUUGUCGCGGAGUCGUCACCAAUCCAGAGGUUGAACUAUGGAAUUAUGUUCGAACCUACAACUCUGUUACAUCUUGGACAAGAAUAUUGGACUCACACAUUCAAGAUACCUCUCCCCUCACCCAUGUACUUACCAGGAAUUCCUUCAUGUCAAAGACAGACAUGUAAAGUGGCAAACCAAGUCGUCACUUCAUUGAACAAUCUACGCACUCAGUGUAUGUCUAAUGUCAAUUCUACGGUAAAAGAAAUUCAUCGCCUCAUCCCACACUCGUACUUUCCAAAUACCCUUAGUUCUAGUAGAUCCAAACGUGGUUUACUGGACUUCAUUGGACAAAUUUCCAAGUCGUUGUUUGGAACCGCAACAUCAGAUGAUGUUGAGGAUUUAAAACGUCACAUGCAAGUGUUAAACAAUAACAAUGUGAAAUUAGCAAGAGCUAUGGCUUCUCAGAGUCAUCAACUUACAUCUUUCAUGGCUGCAGUGGAUGAACGUCUUGAUAACAUUGUUGAAAUUGUUAAAAACAAUCAUGAUCAGACUAUGACAUUGUCAGAGCAAUUUUCUGCUUCUUUAGAUGGCAUUGAGCAUGAAUUAGUAUUAUUAGAAAAUCUGAUGAUCACUCAGAUUAAUGCCACAUCAACAUUGGACAAACAUUUAGAACAUGCUAAGUUAGCAAUUCAUGAUUUAGCAAAAGGCAAAUUAUCUCCCUUUCUACUCUCUCCUCAGAUAAUGAGAUCAACUUUGAAACAAGUUCAAAACAUCAUGUCUUCUAAGUACAAAGGAUUUAGCAUAAUACAUAAUGAUCCAUUGUAUUACUAUCAUAAUGCCAACUUUGUGUAUGCCAGACAUCAUUCUAUGUUGUACUUACUUGUGAAAAUACCUAUUUCACCAUUUAUCCAACCAUUACAUGUCUACAAGGUAUAUUCUGCACCUGUACCUGUUAAUUCAACAUCUUCUCAUGCGACACAAUUGUUAAACACUCCUGAGUACUUUGUUCAUACCAGUGAUAACCAGCAUUUUUCAACUUUGUCACACAAGCAAUUACAAGAAUGUUCUGGAUCAGACAUUUUAUAUUGUAAGUUUCAAGUAGCCCUUUCAUCAGUAGCAAAAUCUUCUUGCAUAGCAGCUAUCUUUUAUAAUCAGAAAGAUAUGGUAAAGACUACUUGUGAUUUUAGAUUUUUACCUGAUAUACUCUCACCGGCUAUUACAGAGUUAGCUCCCUCUAAUCUGCUUAUGUAUCAAAUCCCUAUGUUAGCCUUAGACUGUCCUAAUGGUCAGAGGAUAAUUAAAGGUUGCUCAUUUUGUGUAGUUAGGAUACCAUGUAUGUGUACAGUUACAGCAGGAAAUCUGUUUGUACCUCCUCGAUUAGGUCAAUGUAAAAAUGAUACAAAUGACAUUUCAGUCAUUCAUCCAGUCAACCUUGCUCUCCUUCAAGAAUUUUUUCCUAGCUCACAACAUGCUUCCAUUUUUGGUGAUACAUCUUAUCCAGAUUUUGUUCGGGUUAAAAUCCCAGAUGUAAACAUUUAUAAUCAUUCAUUCACUGAAAAAUUAGCUACAGAUCAGAAAUAUCACUUAAGUUUAAAGAAAAUUGUCAAGACAGCUAAAAAGGGUGAAAUAGUAUUCAAAUCCUUAGCUGAAUCUAUGUUAGAAGGACAAAUCCCAUUUACUUCAGGAACAUGGCCAGACACUAGUGGUGUAAUUGCAUUAGUAGGGACAGCUAUUUCAGGCAUAGCAAUAAUCUUAAUUUUCUGUUUGUACUCAAAACUAAGGAAAAUAUCAGCUAUGAUGUUACUGGUUCAGAAAGCUCACACAGUUCAAACUGUUACUGUAUCACCUCAAAUUCCCAGCUUUCAUUUCCAAAGUCUCCCUAAUCCAACCUCAUCUUACACCAUUACUGAAAAUGUGUAUAACUCACUAAUGACACCAUGGCCAUAUGUAACACUGUCACUUUUAACUACUGUUUUCAUUCUAGCUUCAAUUUACUGCAUUCGCAGGAAAUUUCAUAAUAAUCACAAGACUGCAAUCUUCCUUGAACUUUCCUCUGGCACGGCAUGUGAACUAGUUCGUAUAGCUUCCUUACCCCUUUGUCCUGAUAACUGGACAAUAUCUCCCCCUAUUGAUAUCAAUAACAUUCAAGUGUUUGGCAGGAUCUUUCCUGUACUCAGUGUGGAGUGGUCAGAAUUCUCUAUUAUUAAUAACAAUAGUAAGCACAGAAUUUAUCCAACUAACAAGGUUCGUCUGUCACCUAUGCAAGCCCAUUCCAUUCGGAAAAUCUUAAGCCAGCCUUAUGCUGCAUACACUUUGGUUUGUCAUCAUGGAUAUUUCCAUCCACUUUGAGUUUGAAAUUUCAAACCAGUCAUUUA